AAAAUAUGACGUGUUUAUCGAGAUUGUAAGAUUAGCCUAUGGAUUUGCAAAAGCUGGGGGCGAAAAUGAUUAAAAACAAAUUGGAGUACAUAAAGAGGAAGAUUUAUGGCAACUUAAGUACGGCAAAGUUCUUCAGUCCAAUUUAAAGAUAAAAAACAAAGGGACACAAGUUUUAAUUAUAUUAAUUACACUGAAAUGCUCAGAGAAGAAAAGAUUCGACUUUUAACUUUCAUUGAAGUUUAUUCAAAAUUGAAACGUUCUGCUGUUAUUUUGGCUGCUCUUGGUUUUUCAUACAUCAGAGGAAAUGAAAGUCACCAAGAAGGCAUCCAGUGUUACUUCUGUCAUGUGUUUUAUCCUAUUGAUGUUGAAGACUUAGCGCAUGACCCUGAUUGCUGUAUGAUAAAUGAAAAUGCCAGCGGCAACAUCCCUUAUCAAACAGAUAGACAGUUUUGUUCAAAUUUCUCAGAACUAUGCGCAAAUAUAAAUACAGAAACGGAGUUCAUCAACGUUGCUGCUGAUUCUAGGCAUUCUGAAAAUAGGUUAAUCAAUAUCUAUAACAACCAAUCACAAUCAGAAAACAGUUUAAAGUCUGCAAGAUGUUCUUAUUUCAAUGAAUUUAAAAAUGCAAACAGUUAUUUGAUUGAACAACCUAUAACAUGCACAGACUAUGGACAAUCUGCUAAUUCUAUAAAAUUAGAUCCAGAAUGCACGUCUCGUCAGCAGGGCUUACAAAGUCGGGAAAUCAAUGUUUUAGGGAGUGUAUCGACACCUGUAAAUCCAGCUAACGCGCCUGCCUAUCUCACCCCUGAAGCCAAUCAAAGAUCUCUCACAUCCAUAAAACAAACCCAACCAACCGGCACCAACCACGCCCAGCAAGAACCAGCAGCCAACAGACCGGCCGGACGACGGCCUGGGCACACCCCGACCUACAGCGAGCUGGGCAUCAUCACAGAGAGACCCAAGCGAAACGACUACGCCCUGAAGAUCAAGCGACUUGAGAGCUUCGAAUCCUGGCCCAGAGGGCACCACCUAACUCCUAACGAACUGGCAGAUGCUGGCUUCUACUACACUGGUUAUGGUGACGGUGCCCGAUGUUUCUUCUGUGGUGGAGGUCUGAGGAACUGGGAAGACGAGGACAACGUGUGGGUAGAACAUGCCAGAUGGUUCCCUAAGUGUGCAUUCAUACGUCAACAGAAGGGUCAAAGAUUUAAUGAUGCGGUAAAGGAUCUGAACGAAAGAGGAGGGCAGAUAACGUAUGAGAUGGUGAUGACUAAGAUAAAAAGAGUAAUGUACAGAGUUAAAGUUGUUACCUCACUGGAUAAAUUAGUGGAAGAAGGAAGAGAAAUAUUGUCACUGAAUGCCAACACUCAGCUGGUUUCACCGGUGGCGAACCAACCAUCUCAGCAGAAAGUGUGUAAGAUCUGUAUGGACAAGAAGGUGGCUGUCGUCUUUGCGCCCUGUGGUCAUCUGGUGUCCUGUGCUGAUUGUGCUCCUGCUAUGAGAAUUUGUCCUGUCUGUCUCCGGAACAUAACCAGAACCAUCCAAGUGUUCACCUAUUAGAGGAUUUUAUUUUAGUAAACAUUUUAUUGGGGUAUUAGACACUCCAGUUACUAUUGUUUGUUUAAGGUGUCUACCACUGUAGUUUCUUCACAAGCACUUCGCCUACGAAAACUCUACUUGCAAAUUAAAGUUAUAAUUCUGAUUAGUUUCAAUGAUAAUAUAAUAUAAUUUUUGUUUUAAAUACACUGCGCCAAUCAUUCUAAAUGUUUAUUAAAACAUAUUUAAAGAAUGAUUAUUUUUAUAGGCUUCCUAAAAUACUAGUCAGGCAUCUUAAUUUUCAAAAUAAUUGUCUUUUUAUCAGCUUCUGUCCUAUUUUAGCGAAAGCAUAAUCAAACACAAUAUUCAAUUAAUAAUUAACAGCAUCAGCACCCCUGAAGCUUUAAUGGGGUCGUUGAGGAACCACAGUUCAACUUAUAAUUCUCCACCAUCUAUCUCUGUCCUCUGCCAUUUUGAAUAUUCCGGGGCUGUCAGUCCCGUUCAACCCUUGAUGUCAUCCAUCCAGAUUUUCUU
This is a messenger RNA of Physella acuta, 2070 nucleotides long. RefSeq names its product death-associated inhibitor of apoptosis 1-like. Lineage: Eukaryota; Metazoa; Mollusca; Gastropoda; Physidae. Gene Ontology annotation, biological process: regulation of cell cycle. The record is from RefSeq and is a predicted model, not a curated record. Gene Ontology annotation, cellular component: cytoplasm; nucleus.